Melanotaenia boesemani (Boeseman's rainbowfish) is the source of this 4910-nucleotide messenger RNA. RefSeq names its product protein phosphatase 1, regulatory subunit 13Bb (gene ppp1r13bb). NCBI's taxonomy places the organism in Eukaryota, Metazoa, Chordata, Actinopteri, Atheriniformes, Melanotaeniidae. The record is from RefSeq and is a predicted model, not a curated record. The transcript is spliced from 18 exons. Gene Ontology annotation, molecular function: p53 binding; transcription factor binding. Gene Ontology annotation, biological process: regulation of apoptotic process; apoptotic process; negative regulation of cell cycle. Bases 483 to 3938 code for a protein of 1151 amino acids. Gene Ontology annotation, cellular component: nucleus.
UGUAUUUUCGACAGCUAGCAAAGCUAGUUUGCUAAUGAUGAUUCAUUGGUUUAUUGAGAAAACCAGUAAAUGAAUUUGGAUGGAUUUGUAUUGGUUUAUGUUCGUUUGAAAGGCGCUCCAUCUAUUGCUCGUGUCGCCCAUGCAAACCAAAGGACCAGAGAGAUCGGCUGGCGAACCGUCCUUUAGCUAUCUCUGAAACCAGCUAACACGCUGAGAUAACGCUAGCUGGCUUGCUGACAGUUGCUUCGGUUAGCUGCGUGCCUUUAACAGUAACGUAGCAGAAAUUUAGUCGAUUAAACAAUGAAUCGUCUCUGACAUCGAGAGCACCGAGGCCCUGUUGGUUGUCACAUUGGAGUUAUCGAGCCUAUUAUUAGCGAGGUGGGUCUUGAUCGACUCAACGUUGGUGCCUUGGAAAAUAGGUGGGCUUAGCCAAAAGUCAGUUUGCCGAUGCACGCUGAUUUCGAUCCAUCAGAGCUGCCAAUAUGAUGCCGAUGAUAUUGACGGUGUACCUCAGUGAUGGGGAACAGGCUGUGACUGAGGUACCCAUAACGCCCGAGACGACGUGCCGCGAUGUCGUUGAGUUCUGCAAAGAGCCCGGUGAGAGCGGCUGCCAUCUGGCUGAGGUCUGGAGAGGCAAUGAGCGAGCGAUCCCCUUUGAGCACAUGAUGUACGAACAUCUGCAGAAGUGGGGGCCUCGGAAACAAGAAGUCAAGUUCUUCCUCCGGCAUGAAGAUUCGCCAACUGAGAGCAGCGACCAAGGGAGUCAGCAAUCUCAGGAUCAAACAAGUCACAGAAGUGGAAAUUCUGGAGAGAAGCACAAUGAGAACGGGGUGGGGAAUCAGCGUGUGGAGCUCACGCUGUCAGAGCUGCAGGAGAUGGCCACACGACAACAGCAGCAAAUCGAGGCUCAGCAGCAGAUGCUUGUGGCAAAGGAGCAACGAUUGCGUUACCUGAAGCAGCAGGAGCGACGUCAACAGCAAACUGUGUCGGAGAGCGAAAAGCUGCAGAGGCUGAAGGAACGUGUGGAGAACCAGGAGGCAAAGCUCAAGAAGAUUCGGGCAAUGAGAGGUCAAGUGGACUACAGCAAGGUCAUCAAUGGCAAUCUGUCAGCUGAAAUCGAGCAAGUGAGCAGCUUGUUCCAAGAAAAGCAGGCCGAGUUACAGGCAGCAGUUCUGAGGGUGGAGCAACUAAGCCUACAGUUGGAGGACCUGCGGAGAGGAAAGCUCAAUGGCAUACAGACCGGCCUGGGUGGACAAGUAACCGGUGCUGCAGCCCUAGAGCUCCGCAAACUGUACCAAGAACUUCAGAUUCGGAACAAAUUGAACCAGGAGCAAAACAGCAAGCUGCAGCAGCAAAAGGAGCUUCUGAACAAGCGCAACAUGGAAGUGACGCUCAUGGACAAGCGCAUCAGUGAGCUGCGGGAACGCCUCUACAAGAAAAAAGCUGAGGCACGUCAAAAAGAGAACCUUCCUCUAAAUAGAGCCAAUGGGCCUCCCUCUCCCCAGCCAGCUCCUGGUACUAUGGGUCGUGUUGCUGCUGUUGGGCCUUAUAUCCAAGUUCCUGUACCCAGUCGACAGGAUGGGGGCUACACCAUGCCGCCUGAUCCAUUGAAGCCUCAAACAUUAGGUGUUAAUAACCAAGCCAACCAAGGCCGCCCCAAAUCAGACGGUGUGCGAAAGCCUCCCGGCCCUUGGAAAGUGUCUGAUUUAGACAUCGUUGUGGACCCGGUACCCUUGUCCCUUCCAGAAACACACCCGGGCUCUGGAGCCUCCACUGGCUCUGACGGCACGUCCCCUAAUGAUACUGGUUGGCCGACUCUAGGCAAGACCAAUACAACUCUAAAACUUCCUGAGAGAAGAGACUCAGGGACUGAUACCCAGGGCAAGAGCCCUCCCUCAGGCUCCCCUGUCACUCCAAGUGCAGAAAAGGUGCUAGACUCAAAAACUGCUGGGAUUUCCCCUGCCAUAACCAAGCCACAGCCACCACCGUAUGGAUCCCACCUCACCUCCUCUAACACAGCCAGUUCCUUGGAACGCCGCAAAGAUGCACCUCCCCCUCCCCCUCGCCCACUCCCAAACCCACCAGCUCCCGCGUGGCCCCGCGCCCCCCCCUCCACAGGCUCGUCCUCCCAGCAGAUACAGCAGCGCAUCUCAGUGCCACCAAGUCCCACCUUUCAGCCCAAUGCACCGCUUUUCUCCCCUGGAAUGAGCGAGCGUUUGGAUCCUCCACCGGCUGUGGCAGUGCGUCCCUUUAUCCCAGACAGAGGAUCACGGCCUCAGUCGCCUCGUAAGGGCCCACCUACCGUGAACUCCAGCUCCAUUUAUCACAUGUACCUCCAGCAGACGGCACCAAAAAGCCAGCCACUCAAGCCUGCUGUCAAAGCAGUGUACGGGAAGCCUGUUCUAUCCUCCAGCUCGACACCUCCCUCACCUCUGCCUUUCAGUCAGGCAGGAGGGGCCUUCCCAUUGCUCCAAGGCCAGGCUGGCGCUGAGGAUACAGUAGAUGGAGAAUUUGAUGAUCACGAGAGCUUCCAGCAUCUGGAGCCAUCAGCACCUCCUCCCAGUGUGGAGAACAUCCCACGACCUCUCAGCCCUACAAAGCUAACACCUAUGGUACAUUCCCCACUGCGCUACCAAAGUGAUGCAGACCUCGAAGUGCUUCGUAAAAAGCUGGCCAACGCUCCAAGGCCACUCAAGAAGCGCAGUUCCAUCACAGAACCAGAGGGCCCCAGCGGACCCAACAUCCAGAAACUGCUGUACCAGAGAUUCAACACUCUAGCAGGAGGAAUAGAGGGGAAUGGUGUUGGUGGAUCAGCGGGGGGUAAUGGUGCAGGCAAUGGAACACCAUUUUAUCAACCAGCCAACCCUCCUGGAUAUUUGGGAGGUGAUUCUCUGGCUGAUACAGACAACGGCAACCUCCUCUCCGAGACACUGCUGCCACCAUCAGCAGGGGAAGAGAAACUGGGCUCUGAGGCUUCACUUGCCACACCUGAUGCCAAUGACAAUGAGCCAGCUCCUUCACCACCAGAAGGACCUGCAGAUCCUGCUCAGGUAGUGGGACCAGAGGAUGAUGACGACGACAACAACAACAAUGUGGGAGGCUCUGAGGUGUCAUUGCCCAGCCCUGUACCGGAAGUCACUACUCCAGAGGAGAGUGGUACGGCAGUUUCACAACAGCUGGUGAGAGAUAAAUACGAACAGAUUUUUUUGUUGCAUUCAAUAAAUAAAGGUCUAACUCAUGCUUCUUCGUUUCUAAAGGAGAAGCGCACAAACCUUAAAAAACCCAACUCGGACCGCACUGGUCAUGGCUUCAGGGUGAAGUUUAAUCCAUUGGCCCUGCUGCUCGAUGCUUCGUUGGAGGGAGAGUUUGAUCUGGUCCAAAGGAUCAUCUAUGAGGUGGCGAACCCCAGCACCCCUAAUGAUGAAGGCAUCACACCACUGCACAAUGCAGUGUGUGCAGGACAUCAUCACAUAGUCAAGUUCUUGCUGGAUUUUGGUGUGAACGUCAAUGCUGCAGACAGUGACGGAUGGACUCCUCUUCACUGUGCUGCCUCGUGCAACAGUGUUCAUCUCUGCAAGUUAUUAGUUGAGUCAGGAGCUGCCAUUUUUGCCAGCACCAUCAGUGAUGUGGAGACAGCAGCAGAUAAAUGUGAGGAGAUGGAAGAGGGCUAUAUCCAGUGUUCCCAGUUUCUAUAUGGUGUUCAGGAGAAGUUGGGUGUAAUGAACAAGGGGACAGUGUAUGCUCUCUGGGACCAUGAAGCCCAGAAUCCAGAUGAGCUGUGUUUUAAGGAGGGGGAUGCUAUCACCAUUCUGCGGCGACAGGACGACAGUGAAACAGAGUGGUGGUGGGCACGACUUGAGGACAAUGAGGGCUACGUGCCCCGCAACCUGCUGGGGCUUUAUCCAAGAAUCAAACCUCGUCAGCGCUCCCUGGCGUAGUGUCUCACUCCAGUGACCUGCAGCUAACAGCUGGACUAGUGACACAACCAAGAGCAGAGAACAACAAAAGGAGUCUGGAGCUCCAUCUUCUCCCUGUGGCCAUAACCUCCCCUGGCCUUUUGCUUUCACAAAAUCAUUCUCUCUGAAGCAGAGGGCACUAAACUCUGACACAUACUUACAUCUGCACACACAAACACAAGCACUCCAAAGUCUUUUAAAUAACUCCAUCCUUACUGCCACCCCCCCCCCUUCCCUCCCCCACUUUUCAACUUAUUGCUCUGUCACUGUUCUGACAGAUGAAAAAUAAAAUACAGUCCCUUGUCUCAAUAUUUCUUGCAGUGUUCACACUUCUUUAGCCAUCUCCAUCUCCCUACGGUAUCACCGGUUUACAUGAUACCGUAUGAUAACUGAAAGUUCAUCUUUAAGGGUGAAAAGUUGCUGAUUUUUGUCAGUGAAAUGUAAUUUGAGUUAUUGGAUGUUAAGUAAUUUUUAGAGCCAGUUUGAUCCCCUUGAGAAAUACACUAUUGCAGAAAAACUUACUGUAGCCUAACCACCAAAGAUUAAUAUAAAGUUAAGUUUUAAAUCUGUAACCCCCUAAGAGCUUGCAGAAAUCUUUUAAAGGGUGAGAUAAUCAAUUGAUUUGCUGCUAUCUGAAAUUAAUAACGACUCCCAGGAGUCCUUCUAGAUAUUCUUAUUGAGCAGUAAAUGAAAAUCUGAGUGGAAACUUAUGUAAAUUCUCAGUAUUACCCAUAUAGGCUAGUCAAAGGAAUUCCAGUUUAUUAAAGAAAGAAUGAUGAUAGAUGAACAGCUCACUCAUCGCCAUGAAUUGCAUUUUACAAAUAUCAUUGCAAGAUGUACUUUCUCUCUCUUUUGUUCUUUUUUAUUUAGUAUCUGUUCAGAUUCUGGAUGCAGGAAUAUUGUGGAUGUGUGGCAAGAAAAUUAAUAAAUUAUAAGCGAGCUUUUGGACAAUAA